Molecule: messenger RNA, 7580 nt
Organism: Rattus norvegicus (Norway rat)
Lineage: Eukaryota; Metazoa; Chordata; Mammalia; Rodentia; Muridae
Source: RefSeq, a predicted model, not a curated record
CCCCGGGCGGCGGGGGCCGCCAGGGCGCGUGCGCAAGGGCUCCGCGUGGCUAUAUAAACAUGGCUGGCGGAGCCGCGCCGGGGGCCGCGCGGAGCGCUUGUGGGGUGCUUGUGGAUCGUGCGGGUCUGUAGGAUUUUGAAAUUAGUGGCGGGGAAGCGCAGAGUUAGAGCUCCCCGGGUGGGAACUGAAGUGACGCCCUGAGGGAGCUGCCGGUCCGGGCGCUUCUGCCGCGGGACCCGGGCUGAGCGCGCACGUGUGAGCGCCGCUGAGGGAGUGCCCGGCGGUGUCGCCGCCAGCCGGGCCCGGAGCGCGCGUGUGCUCCGCGAUGCUGCAGCGUCCCGACUGCACCCGAGUCUCCUGCCGCCCGCCCCGGCUCUCCUCGCCUCAGCUCCGGGAAGGGCAGCAUCGCUGCCGCUGAGCCUCCGAGGGCAUGCCAGCGGGCCUCACGGGGCCGGCCGGCGCCGCUGCUCCUGUAGUCUCGAGCGCCUCGGGGACCGUGACUAUGGCCCCGGUCGCUGCGCUGCCUGUGCGGGUGGAGAGCACCCCGGUGGCCCUGUGCCCUGUGACUAAGGCCCCUGUCAAUGUCUGCGUGGAUUCUGUGGCGCCCCAGUCCUUGCCAGCCCCAGUGGGGACUCUAGUGACCAAAGUGGUUCCUGUCACUGCCCUUCCUAAACUCGGCGGCCCCAGGCUGCCCGCUCCUCAGAUAGUCACCGUGAAAACUCCCAGCACCACGACAAUCCAACUACCGGCUAAUUUGCAGCUUCCUCCAGGAACAGUUUUGAUCAAAAGUAACAGUGGUCAGUUGAUGCUGGUUUCUCCUCAGCAAGCUGUAGCAGGAACCAAGACCACAAGUACCAUAACUCCAAGACCAGCAGUACCAGCAAACACUCAAACAGUCAAGAUCUGUACAGUGCCGAAUUCUAGCUCACAAUUAAUGAAGAAAGUGACGGUGGCUCCUGUUAAAAGUUUGACACAGAUAGGAACUACUGUGGCAACCACUGCCUCCAGUGCUUCCUCAGGACAACCUGUGACUGUACCAAGCAAUGUUGUCACAGUUACUCCUGCAAAGCCGGUGAAUAAUGUAUCCAUCCUGAAGUCAUCAAGUUUGGGAAUAUUAUCUACUCCCUCAAAUGACUCGAGUCUAAAAGCCGAGACGUCAGUAUCUGCUCAGACUAGUCUUCCUCCGACAGUUCUAGAAAAUGUGAAAAAAUGCAAAAACUUCCUUUCAAUGUUAAUAAAACUGGCAUGUAGUGGAUCACAGUCUCCAGAAAUGGGGCAGAAUGUGAAGAAGCUGGUGGAACAACUUUUGGAUGCAGAAAUUGAAGCAGAAGAGUUUACUAGGAAACUAUAUAUUGAACUCAAGUCUGCACCUCAGCCGCACCUUGUCCCUUUUCUUAAGAAAAGUGUGGUUGCCUUAAGACAGCUUCUUCCAAACUCCCAGAGCUUCACUGAGAACUGUGUUCAGGAAGUUUCUGGUGAUGUGGUCAUUCCCUCCUGUGCCAUGACAACAGCAACUUCUCCUGCGGUGACAAGUACAGUUUCCCCAGUCAUUGUCUCUGGAGCAGCAGUACCCAGAACUCUGUCUGUUCAACAGACUCUGAAUUCACUUGCUGGUCCAGGAGGAGCAAACACUGGAGUUGUGACGCUGCAUUCUGUGACCCCAGCCACUGCAACAGGAGGUACAACAGCUACAACUGUUUUGCUUCAGACUCCAAAACCACUUACAACACCAGUACCAAAUACAGUGGCAGCAGUGUCCCUUCAGCCUGAGAAUCCAGUCGUGUCUGGGGCAGCAGUAGCACUGGCUGUCCCCUCAGCAACUCUGGGAGAAGCGUCAGCUCAAGCUCUCUGUCUUCCAUCUGUGAAGACUGCCAUUACCUCUGCUGGGACCAAAGCCGAGAAAGCUGCCAUUAGCACUCCAGUCCAGAUCACACUGGCACAGCCAGGCCCCCUCCUUCCACAGUCUGCUGGCAUUCCACAGGCAGGCAAAGCCAAGCAACUAAUAGUCCAGCAGCCUUCAGUAGGCAAUGCCAAUCAUGUGAUCUCCAUUUCCCAUUCCUCACCAUUGAGCUCUCAGACCUGUGGGCAGAAGGCACCAGUGACUGCUGUAAUGCCUACUGCUUCCAUCAUAAAGCAAAUUAGUCUGCCUGGAAAUAAACUUUUGUCGCUUCAAGCUCAAACAACUUCUAUUCAGAACAAUAAAAUAAAAGAAAAUGGACCAGCAUGCUUCAGAGGGGAAGAUGACAUCAAUGAUGUGACUUGCAUGGCAGAGGUCAACCUUGAUGAGGAAAAUGCCUGCAUCUUAGCAACACAUUCUGACUUUGUUGGCAAACUCAUUCAGUCAUGCAAAGACGAACCUUUUCUUCUCAUUGGAGCUCUACAAAAGAGAAUUUUAGACAUUGGUAAAAAGCAUGACAUUACGGAGCUUAACUCUGAUGCUGUGAACUUGAUCUCCCAUGCAACACAGGAGAGAUUACGAGGCCUUCUAGAGAAACUAACUGCAAUUGCUCAGCAUCGAAUGACUAUUUACAAGGGAAGUGAAAAUUACAUCUUGUCUACUGAUACCAGAUCACAGCUCAAAUUUCUUGAAAAGCUGGAUCAAUUGGAGAAGCAGAGGAAGGAUUUAGAAGAGAGAGAAAUGUUACUGAAGGCAGCCAAGAGCCGCUCCAAUAAAGAAGAUCCAGAACAGCUGAGAUUAAAACAGAAAGCCAAAGAGUUGCAGCAGUUGGAACUCGCCCAGAUCCAAUAUAGAGAUGCUAAUCUCACAGCUCUUGCAGCCAUUGGACCACGGAAGAAGAGACCACUAGAAUCAGGAAAUGAGAUGCAAACGCACAUGGUUCCCGUGUCAAGACUCUGAGUCUUUAUGUGACCUCCUUUUGCUCCCAGUGAGUAUCAUUCUUUGUUCUAUGUCUAAGCGUGUCAGGGUUUGAAGGUAUGCCCUGCAGAGCCCAUAGUAUUUGGAGAAUCCUUACCCUCUUCCCAGGUGAAGAGAAGAUUAGGGAUUAGGGUAGGGAGUAGACAUAAUCUCACAUGAAGGGUUGGGCAGUUGAUCCCCCAGGUUACUGGUGUUUGGAGACUUACAGCAGGAACCUUUUCACUACAACACACAGAAGGACACACAUGUCCCUUAGAGAUUGGAAGACAGAAGCUAUGUCCGCACAGGGUCAGAGGUCUUAGCACUUGCAGGGCCCCUCUCAGAGCACUCAGCAUCUUUACUAUCAGGUAGCUGGUGGCAGAUGUCAGGGUAUCUACAAAGCCAUCAUCAGGGUGAUGAUCACUUGGCUGCCUUUGUUUAGCUUCUUUGGAAUCGAACUUUCUGAAAUCGGCAGAAGUCACGCCAGCUCUGGAAGGACCUGGUGGCUGUCCUCUGACUGUUGGUGGCAGCACAGACCAACUUUUGAGUCAGUCAUUUGUACCCCAGGGUGCCUCCCCAGCAUGGUUGGGUGGAACUCCAGGUGCAGAACCAUUUAUUUGCUUCAUAAACCUUGCAGCCAGCAAGAGCACUUGAGUCAUGCUCCCUAGUGAAGCUGUUCCAGUGAGUUCUAUAGUAAGGCUCCCUGGGCUCCUAAGCCCCUGUGAGUCACAACAGUACUUCCCAGAGUACAGCCUGCAUAGGUCCCCUUCUCUCACCCCACGGGCAAUAUGCUGUGACAGUCAUCACUUCAAAAGGGAUAGGGAGUGGCCACAGCAGAGAGACUGCCAGCAACACACCCCUUCCACUCCUCAAGCAAGGUCACAUGGGUCAUAGUCAAUAUGAAUAGACCUUUUCCUUUAAAUCCUCCUACCCCAGUCCCCUGGGCUUCUAGUGUGAUCCUCUAGCACUACAGGACAAUUGACCAGCAGCUGUCUAACUGCAGCAUUGUGGGGGUGGAGGGUUGGGAGGUAGGGCUGGUGGUCUAGAAGCCUCAGCUGCCUGCUGUGGGAGUGGAGGUUGAGAGGAGGCAUCCCCUCAGAGUGCUAGAGACUACGACCUGAGUGAGUCUGAAGUUACAUACUUGCUGGCUAUGCAUUUGUGGAUGUGAUGUUUAAUGUUCUUUCUCAGGCCUGCAGAGCUCCUGCAUUUGUGACAGUCACUGUGAAAGCUGGUAGAAAAGGCCUGAGUGAUGGUCAGGCCAUAGGUAACUCUGUAGAGGUCAGAGGUGACCAGAGGACCAGCUGUCUACCUUCGGCCUCUUCUAAGGUAUGGCUGGACUUUCAGGAUAGGGCUGGACUCCAAGAUCAGGUGAUAGCCACGUCACUCAUGGCCCAGCCUUGUGAGCCUGGAGGACAGGAGGGGGAAUAUGUUACUUCUGGGCCAUGUCUCGGGAUGGAGCCAAGUGGAAUCUGUUCUGGAGUAUGCUGCAGGGAGUGUAUCCAAGGAGAGAAUCCACUCUAAAGUCAGAUGGAGGGUCACUGUAGCCACUCUUUCUUACUGAAAAUCAGCCUGUGUGACGUUCAGUCCCCUUGCUGUCACAUUCACAGUCUGAGAUGUUCCCAUCUGGGCAACAUCCAUGUGGGGGAGGGACGUGUCACAAUUCCUGGACAUGGGUGAUCUCCUGUUUCACUGACCUGGUUGGUAAGGGUCCCCAGGGAGGAGGCCAGAAAGAGCCCUUUGGGGAAAGAGCAAGGAGGACCUAUUUCCUCCUCACAGAAGAAAAAUUGGCUUAAGGAACUGCAGCCUUAGGAAGAGUACGGACAGGAAGGAGACAUCUUCCCAUGUAGGGCACACGCUGGAUGCUGGGAACCUCGCUGAAGAGGCCAAGCAGGGAGUCUGCACAACAAAACAGAAACACUUGUCCUGCUGGGAGCUCACUUCUGGGGCCAGUGCUGGAUCCCUCCCCAAAGGGUCUGAAGGAACAAGGCCAAGAUCACUAAAGCAGAGUCCUGGAAGUCUCUUCCUCGUCUUGGUUCUAACAAUCUCAGAUUUUCAUCAACUUGAAUGAGGCCUUAAUACAGCAGACUAUGAUGUCUUCUUUAGAGUAGAGUCAAGGCCCAGUUAGACCUGGAGUGCUUGAGCUCUGAAAAUUUACUGAAACAACAGGAUGGCCCACACUCAUAACUGAUGCUGUUAGCAGGAAGUGGGUGGAUAGAUGGGUAAUUUUUUCUGUUUAGGUUUGGGAUCUGUGCUGCUGGUUUGCAUGGUUGGAAUUGCAUGGGUGAACGGGUGCCCAGCUUUCUAAAUCAAGGGCCUCUAAAAGCCUAGAGAGGGAGCUUCUCACUUGGUGUCCUUCCCAGAAGUCAAAGCAGGCCUGUAACUUUGGUAUUCUAUGUAUGGAAUAACCUUAGUUUUACCUGGAGACAUUUAUUAUAAAGCAUGUGGACACCGAUUCCCACUGAUUAAAACAUUUUCUUUUUCUCCAAAAGCCCAAUGUAAUAGCAGUACAAACGAGCAGUCUCAACAGCUGGAACUCUGAGGACAGCUGGUUUAGAGUCAUGAUGGCUCCUGCACCCCUUGCUACCCUGCAGUGCCUCAUGAACCACUGCCCUGCCAAAGUGAAUGGCCUGGGAGGAGUGGACUUGUCUUUCUGCCAAAAGAGAGACAGAUGACAGGUUUUGCUUGAGGAUGAAUGAAGACAAAGCAAUGUCUGGUAUUAGGUGAGGCAAGCUCCAGACAGGUUCAACAGGAUGGAGGCAUUUGUAAUUCAUGGAAGAAAUUCACAAGCUGUGAGUGGCAGAGCCACAGAACCCUCUGUCUUCCCUUUGUUCACCAGGCACAGUCCAGGGAGGGCACUGGAUGCUCAGAGAGGGUUCUGUUCCCCUACCCAAUGCUGGUGUAGAGAGUAGAAGUCCUCAUUUUUGUAGGGUGCAAUGGUGAACUUUGUUAUAACUUCACUCACUGCGGACCCGGUCUUUGGGUCAUUUACAAAUGUCACCACUCCAUCGUCUCUUUCUACCCCUCUUUUUUCAGCAUUAAGUCCCUCACUCCAAUACCAAGCGCCCUCAAAUGUAAGUCGUUCUUGAAAAAUCAGUGAAAGUUUCUGUGAAUGUGCUUCAAAUGGGAAAGUUGUUGAAGAAAGGGGAGACAGAGAAGAAAGAGGCAGGGCAAACAGGUCUUUUCUUGUUUCUAAGAGGCAAACAGAAUACUGUAACCUUGGCCUCAAAGCUACCUGGCACUGCUUAGAACAGAAGGGUAAGGGGUGUCCCGAGGUUCUGACCAUGCUGAUUGCCAAUCCCGGGACACAAAAGAAUGGUGAUUCAGUGCACUUCUGAGUAGUGCUGAGUGCCCAGCAUCCACUGUAAACUCAUGACCAUUACUUGUUGAGAUAAGGUCUUGCUGCAUAGCCUAGGUUGGCCUUGAACUUGUGAUUCUUCUGCCUCAGUCUGCCAAGUGCUGACUCUAUGGGUGUGCACCACUAUGCCCAGAAAGACAACUUCUCUUACUUAACUUUCAAUCUCAUGAGUGCCUCCUUCAUAUUUUUGUAAAAAAAAUAUAGGUUUAUAUACCAAAACCAAAACAAAACAAAGCAAAAAAGUGAAACAAAACAAACAAACAAACAAACAAAAAAACUGUGUGCUGGGCAGAGUGGCACAUAAAUGUAGUCCUUGAACUAGUGAGGCUGAGGCAAGAGACAGUGAGUUUGAGCUCAGAUCCCAUAGCACCCACCAGUACCCAGAGGUGACCAACAGUCUGAAGGAAAGUGUACACAGAUAUGCAAAUACUGUCAUUUUAUUUUAUUUUUUAUAUUACUUAGGUUGGUCUUGUACUUCUAAGCUUAACCAUUUCUCCUGCCUCAGCUGCCCAAGUAGCUGGGACUACUGGUCUGUACCACAGUGCCCAUCUAACAAGCCAUGUUAUGGAAGGGACUUGAGCACCCAUGGACUUCGGUAAUGGUUGGAUUGGGAGUGUCUUGGUUCCAAUCCCCCUCAGGUAUGGAGGAACAACUGUGCUCUCAAUCUGGCAUAUCGUUUCAGAAGUUGCUAGCUUUGGGAUUUAAAUUCUCCAGUCUUCUUUGUAUAGUUCAUGUGAUUGUGUUUGGCUUCUGGAAUCCCACCACACGCAAGUUCACCGUGUAUCUGUAUUAUCUUUUUGCCAUUCAUUUUUAGCUGGUAGAAAUAAUGGGUUUCAUUUUCAAACAUAUAUAUCACUCCUCCCAUAACUGCCCUGCCCCUCCUCUCCUCUUCUACCCAUUCUCUUUCUCCUGGCAAGUGGUCCUUCUGCACGUAAGAUAAUACAUGUCUUGUUUUGUCUUUCUUCCCCUCAUGACCUUCUCUGAGUGCCUCUAUCCCCCCCAUUAAAAGGGUCCGACUCCCACACAGUCAUUUCUAUAUGUGCUUUGCGCGUCAUCUUUUCCUCAGUCCUUUCGCUUGAGGUGCAUGUUGCUCUCUCAUGUGUGUUUAUGUAGUACCUUCCUGUCACCUGGAUCAUUCAGAUUCAGACUUAUGCCUUGCUGAACCUUUUCCAGGUUCUUUCUCCAUGUACCUCAAUGUUCUCAAGUUGGUUCAGCCCUCACAGUGUCUACUGACUCCAGCCGCUUUGCUCUGGCUCUGGGUUCAUUCUUUGGCCUUGCCUCGCCGCUCUCUGACUCUGCCCUGCCACCAGGCACUUUUCUGUUACCAUCAUACCACUUCAAGCAAGUCCUCCGGCUGUGAUGGAAGCUCAU